GUGUUGAGAUAAAAUAGGUAUUGAAUUUACAUUAUUAUUUUUUUGUCGAUAAAGAAACAAAAUAUCAUCAUCUCAUUCUGAUGGGAAAGGAAAGGAAGGGGAAGUAACACUUAAACACAAUUUCACAAACAUAUUCAUAUUAAUUCACAUUGACUCUGUAUUUGUUUGUGGGUUGCAACAAAGUGUUAUUAUUAUUAUUAUUAUUUCACCGUACCGUUUUCUUCGCCCUUUCAUCUCAAUCGACCCAUCCAAUUUCAUCUUUUUCCUUCAACAAUCUUUCCGAUUCCUGUUCUUCUUCAUUUCAUUUCCAGGUGGACCUUCCAUAAUAACGUGAAGUCAGUGGUGGGGACAUAACCGGCUUAGAUUUGUUAUACAUUUAUCAUGUCUGAACUGAUUGAAGGACUUCCUGAUGCUGUUGCAAUAAGGUGCCUUGCACGUGUUCCCUUCUACCUCCACCCAAAGUUAGAGGUUGUCUCUCGUUCUUGGCAAGCAGCCAUUCACAGCCCAGAACUAUCCAAAAUUCGACAGGAGGUUGCUUCAUCUGAGGAUCUCUUGUGUGUCUGUGCUUUUGAUCCAGAGAAUGUAUGGCAGCUUUAUGACCCUCUAAGAGAUCUCUGGAUUACGCUUCCUGUUCUUCCCUCAAAGAUCAGGCACCUUUCUCACUUUGGUGCUGUAUCCACAGCUGGAAAGUUGUUUGUCAUUGGCGGUGGAAGUGAUGCUGUUGAUCCUUCGACCGGUGAUCAUGAUGGAUGUUUUGCAACCGAUGAAGUCUGGUCAUAUGACCCGAUAAUCAAGCAGUGGUCUCCUCGGGCUCCAAUGCUUGUUCCCCGUUCUAUGUUCGCGUGCUGUGUUUUGAAUGGGAAAAUUGUUGUCGCUGGGGGAUUCACUAGCUGUAGAAAAACAAUAUCUCAAGCAGAAAUUUACGACCCUGAGAAGGAUUUAUGGACUCCAUUGCCUGAUCUUCACCGCACUCAAAAUUCAGCCUGUUCAGGAAUAGUGAUUGGUGGAAAGAUGCAUGUACUGCACAAGGACAUGUCAACAGUGCAAGUUUUAGACAAUGCAGGGGCUAGAUGGAUCGUUGAGGAGUGUGAUUGGCUUCAAGGUCCAAUGGCAGUAGUCCAGGAUGCACUUUGUGUUAUGAGCAAUGGAUCUAUCAUAAAGCAGGACAAAGAAGGGAGAAAGAUUGUAAGUUCAGCAACAGAUUUUAAGAAGAGAAUUGGGUUUGCAAUGAUUGGACUUGGCGAUAAUUUGUAUAUGAUCGGAGGCGUCAUUGGACCUGACAGAUGGAAUUGGGACAUUAAACCAUUAUCAGAUGUUGAUGUUCUCACACUUGGGAGUGAGAGACCAACUUGGCGCCAAGUAGCUCCAAUGACAAGAUGCCGUGGUACCAUUGUUGGUUGUACACUGCUGAGAAUUUAAACCCUCUCUUUCUAGCUAGGUUCCCAUGUACUUUGUAUUGCAUUGCAUCCCUUCAACUAGAUGAAAGAGUAUUUGUGUUGACAACAUGUGGUAACAACUAACAAGGUGAGUUUUUUCUGUCUGUUUGAAGCAUAACAACAGCUUGGUCCAUCACAGUAAGCAGUCAACAAAUCGGACUUACUUCACUUUGCGAAUGAUAUGGAAGACCGCUUCAUAUAGCACAAAUCAACAACUUCAUUUAGUUAUUCUCUUUUACUCUUUUCUGAAGGUUGCUUAGAUGGAUUAUGUUCCACAUCAUCAUAAUCUCAUAAUUUUGUUAAUAUGUGGGAAUUAAAUUUAGCUAUGAGAUGGGUUUCAUUCUUUCUUCAGCCAA
Messenger RNA from Trifolium pratense (red clover), 1792 nucleotides. RefSeq names its product F-box/kelch-repeat protein SKIP30. The record is from RefSeq and is a predicted model, not a curated record. The coding region runs from base 382 to 1419 and encodes 345 amino acids. The transcript has 2 exons. Gene Ontology annotation, molecular function: protein binding. Lineage: Eukaryota; Viridiplantae; Streptophyta; Magnoliopsida; Fabales; Fabaceae.